Dimorphilus gyrociliatus is the source of this 1404-nucleotide messenger RNA. NCBI's taxonomy places the organism in Eukaryota, Metazoa, Annelida, Polychaeta, Dinophilidae. The record is from the annotation of a GenBank genome assembly.
AUCCGUCUAUAUUGCUCUAUUCGACUUCCUGUACAUUUUGCCUAUCCUUAACAAGAUGGCUGCCACAAAAAAUGCAAAAAUAUUCGUAAAUUCGGUUAUCUGUUAUUCUUGGCGUGAUCUAUAAACGUGAGAUAAAUCCUUCGAAAGUUCUCGACAAUGGAAGGAUUUGGCCCAUUAAUAAUCGAAGAAUCUGAUGAAUCUUCCGAAUCGUUUCUAUCAAUUGAAGAUCAAUUGGCAAAGUUUAGAGAGCAAUGGCAAUCUGAACUACGAAGCAACAAGAGCGGUCAAAAUCUCGAUUUGAAUAUCUGUCAGCCAACUGAAGAAGAAGAGGCAAAGUAUCUUUUCCUACAAGGAAUAGAAGCUGAAAGAAGCCACUGCUUACCUGAAGCUAUAAAAUACUAUCGAAAAGCCGUUCAACUUGUGCCAGAUAUUGAAUUCAGAAUAACUGAAGAUGAUAUUUCUAGAGCAGAUAAUAAACGAAAUCGUUUGGAUAGCGAAAGCUCUAUUCUUUCGGAUGGACUCUCAGAAGAAAUUGAGAAUAUUGAAGAUGUCCUUGAACGAUUAUUCAUUUUACAGGCUCAAGAAGGCAUUGUUUGUCAGAUGGAAUUAUCUACAAAUAGAACUCAUUUUUCCAAUUUACCACCAGAGAUAAUAGCUCAUAUAAUUAAGUGGGUUGUUGGUAAGCAUCUAGAUGUUGAAUCAUUGGAAAAUCUCGGUAUGGUUUGCCGAGGCUUAUUUGUAAGUUCGAGAGACGAGAAAAUCUGGAGAGGAAUUUGUCAACAAAUUUGGGGAAUAAAUUGCAGUUCUGUUAAAAAGUACGGAUGCUGGAGGAAUAUGUAUAUACAUAGACCUCAUUUAAGAUACAACGGUGUCUACAUUAGUAAAAUGAGCUAUCUUAGACAAGGAGAAGUUAGCUUAGACGGAUUAUACAAUCCCUUUCAUAUUGUGGAAUAUUAUCGAUAUGUUCGCUUUUAUUCCGACGGCCGCGUUGUCCACCUAACUUCACCUGAGCACCCCCGAUCCGUUGUUGGCGUAUUAAAAUGGAAUUGUCGCCUACAAGGUCUGCAAUAUGGAUACUAUAAAAUGGCUGGAGACAAUGUUACCGUGAUUCUAAAGAGGAGAAUUGCCGAAAAGAGUACUUAUCAGCGUUAUAAGUCGAGACGCAAUAAGAACGGAGAAGCUUUGGUGGAAAAGCAAAAGUUUCAGGCUGAGUUUACUGUUCGAAACGUCGGAAAACGAGCAGGAGCUCAGCUAGUCUGGAAUAGAUACGCGGUUUUAGCCCUAAAUCAGCUAGAUAACGAGGAAGAUUUGAUGGAGUUUGAGCUUAAGCCAGCAACCUAUCCACCGUUAAUCUUUUCUCAAGUCCGUAGCUAUACCGCUUACGCCGAAGAGCCGUUGUUUUAA